AUGGCAGAUGUUGUAUUGGGAAGACAAAUACAACUCGCCGUUGAUACUAUAAGUGAGGCUAUAGAUGGCGCUGAUGGUUUUCAGAACACACACCAACCUCAGCAUUAUGAGUCAGCAAAAUUUAGUAUUGAACAGGUCGUGUUUAUUUUGGAAAAGAUACGAAUCAUGUGGGAAUCGAUACUGACAAGAUCAACUUACAGGAAAAGUAUGUGUCAUGUCCUUGGGUCUGUCUUCUCUAGAAUUACAAGGGAUAUGCUUCUAAUAGAUGACAUGGCAGCAGAAGAGACAUUGCAGCUGCAAGGCCUUAUCCAUUUGGCUCUCGAAAAUCUCUCUUCACUAUUUCUUUCCCUGGUUGAGAAUGAUGAUGGCAGCACAAAGUUCUUAGACCAUGACACUUGGACUCAAUUGGAUGGAAUUCUACCAUCUUUGAAAAAGUUCCGCAAGCUAGCAGAGUUGCUUGAUAUGUCAUUGAAGUCCAUCACAGCAUGUUGGGAAAGUGGAGACCUAGUUACAUGUGGUUUCACAUCAUCUGAGGUGCAAAAUUUGAUCAAAGCAAUAUUCGUUGACUAG
Messenger RNA from Miscanthus lutarioriparius, 570 nucleotides. The record is from the annotation of a GenBank genome assembly. Lineage: Eukaryota; Viridiplantae; Streptophyta; Magnoliopsida; Poales; Poaceae.